Molecule: messenger RNA, 3351 nt
Organism: Paecilomyces variotii
Lineage: Eukaryota; Fungi; Ascomycota; Eurotiomycetes; Eurotiales; Thermoascaceae
Product: EF hand domain protein
Exons: 3
Coding region: 1-3351 (1116 amino acids)
Cellular component (GO): membrane; cytosol; intracellular membrane-bounded organelle
Molecular function (GO): calcium ion binding; zinc ion binding
Source: RefSeq, a predicted model, not a curated record
AUGUCUGAGUUGGCGGCGUCUGGACCUGUGUCGCUGUCGCGAUACCGGCCGGUCCUUUACCUGCUCACCGGCGUCACAGCUGCCUAUGCUCUCUUCUACAUCCAUAGCAACUUCAUCGCUUCGAAUAGCUCGCAUACGUCCCUGCGCCGUCGGAAUGCUGUCCGGCGCCACCGACGCCAUGACUUUGACGAGGAGAUCGUGGACACUCCCUCGUUCCGAGCCAUCAGCCAUCUCGAGCAGCUCGAGCGACAAAACGGAGUAUACGGCACGUUCAGGAUAGAGACAGAAGAUGGAAGGCGCGUGGAGAGCGGGCUGUUGCCGUCGCUUCUGGCGACCCGCGACCAGUUGAUGGAGGAAGUGGGAGUGCCGCCAGCUCAUGCGGAACGGAUGAGGGAGAUGAUGGAGGAGACGUUCUUGGAAUCCUUCUUUGCUUUGGAUUUUCCACCGUCUCAUACAAUCCCUCAGGGGAGUACGGAGAGGCAUUACUUGAUGGACGAGCUGCAGCGUCGGGGAAUUUCGCGGAUGGGGAUCACGAGAGCUCUGGAACGAUAUAAUGCGGAUAGCAACUUCGGGGAUGACUUGCGACGUCGUCGACAGAAUGGAGAGAGAGUGACGCUUGCUACGUCGUCUGGAGCUGAGCUUACAGCACCGAUGCGCAACCUUGAUGGCGGGGAGACGACCAUGGACGACCAGAGUGUCUUCUCCUGGAGGGAUGGGAAUGACGAUUCUUCUCCUACGAGCGAGGGACAAAAUCUUCUCAACCUGCUAUACCACAUCGCAGAGGAUCAGGCUAGGAGGGAUGGCUAUAUUCAUAGAGGGGUGACAUGCAACAGCUGUGGUGCGAUGCCGAUUCAAGGUAUCAGGUACCGAUGCGCCAACUGUAUCGAUUACGAUCUCUGCGAAACCUGCGAGGCUAUGCAGGUGCACAUCAAAACACAUCUCUUCUACAAGGUCCGCAUCCCUGCGCCUUUCUUGGGCAACCCGCGCCAGUCUCAGCCGGUGUGGUACCCAGGAAAGCCGAUGAUGCUGCCUCGCAGUCUCCCACGGCCGCUGGCAAAACGAUUGAUCAAGGAGACGAACUUCGAGAAUACUGAGCUCGACGCAUUGUGGGAUCAGUUCCGCUGCCUGGCCAAUGUAGAGUGGUUGGAGGAUCCGAAUAAAUUGUGCAUGGCUAUUGACCGGAAGACAUUUGACCGUUGUUUCGUUCCUAACACGUCUAUCCGCCCGCCUCCUCCAAGUCUCAUCUACGACCGCAUGUUCGCUUUCUACGAUACCAACGGUGAUAAUCUUAUUGGUUUCGAAGAGUUCUUGAAGGGCCUGGCAAGCUUCAAUAACAAGAGUCAGGAUGAAAGGAUGAAGCGUAUAUUUAACGGCUACGAUAUUGACCGAGAUGGCUACGUUGAGCGCAAGGAUUUCCUUCGGAUGUUCAGAGCGUACUAUGCUCUCAGUCGCGAGCUGACUAGAGACAUGGUCGCUGGUAUGGAAGAUGAUUUCUUGGAGGGCGGUGCACGAGACGUCGUCCUCGGGAGCCAACCCAUCAGUUCUGCAUUCCCGGGUAGUAUUCCAUCGGGUGAAGCGUCAAGAACGGGAGAAGGAAAACGAACAAACCUAGAAGGGGAUAUGGAAAUCAUUGACGAUCAAGGCGUCUUGCGUCAGGACGGCACUGACACUGGCGAUCGAAAUGGCAUUAUCGGGGACGCCGCUGUCCGUGAACAGUUUGGUCGCGUUCGUCCGGUAUUCCCAUCGAUGGUGCAAACAGAAGACGAAGGUGACGAAGACGAUGAUGAGGAGGGAAGCUCGGAUGAAGAUGGAUCGAGUUCUUCCGUCAACAGUGACCAGUGGCCCCCAGCAGAGCAUAUUCUAGAGGAAGAUAUUGUGAGUGCACUGGGUGCAUUCGUCCCUAUCCAAGAAGUCACGGAUCAGGUGGACAGAGCUCGUAUCGGAAACGCAGUCUAUCAAAGAAUGCAUGAUGAAGACCAGAGGCGUGUUGAUGAGGCGCGCACCCAUGGUAUUCAUGAGCGCUGGCGGCGAAGAGCGUUCUAUACUGAUGAGGAGGACGGUGCCACACCACCGGAAGGCUAUCAGGAGUCCGACUUUGACAGUCUCAGCGACGACGACGAUGUCGAAGAGUCUCAACCGGAGUUAUCUUCACGUCUACCGUUUACUCGCUCGAGAUCAUCAUCCAAGGUACGCUUCCAAGAUGAUCUUGUCGAUGAUUAUGACAUCAGGUCAAACCCCUCGACAUCGUCGCGCAGCGUUCCUGUUGGUGAGCGCUGGGGUGGCUUCGAGAUCCCAGAAGUAGAGAAAGAUGCAGGCAAGGAGAUAUUGUAUCAGGUUACGCAGCAAGGUCUCAACGAGCUUCUGGAUUAUCUCUUCAAGGCGAAAGAGGAUCUUCUUAUGGAAGCACGUCGCACGCGAGCGGAACGAAAGAGAUGGGCACGGGAAAUUGAACUGAUUGAGCACAUGGAUCCGAAGAAACAAUUCAACCGAAAGCAAGAUCAAGCUGCCGACGAGAAUAAUGAAGGAGAAGCUCAUGAUGAGAGGUCGCUCCAACAACGUAUUGCCGAAAAGCCCUUGGAUGAAUUAUUGCAAGUAGCGGGGUAUUCGGUAACGCCAUCGUCGCCAGAACUCGAAGGCCCUCAGCCUGUUCUGGCCCCUCCGUCGUCUGAACCUGUUGGGGGUGAUGAUGAUGAUGUGCGGCCAGUGCAUCUUCGUGCGCCUUCAGACGAGGAGUUGCCUGAGCCUGCAAUCCCUCAACCGUCUCAGCCGGAUCCUACUCUGCCCCAAAAUCGCCCUGACGGAAGAGAUAUUGAACAAUCCCCCCCUCCACCAGUUACUCCGGACGCCUCCAUUGGUGGCGACUAUUUCCAGCUGGACGAUUCUCCACGCGAUCCAACACUCCCUCAGUACCGCCCGAACGAGGAGGAUGAGCAGCAGCGCCAUACUCCCUCCUCAUACUCUAGCUUGUCUUCUGCGCAGCCUCAGCAGCAGUUGCCAUUGCGACUCCGGCUGCAGCCCAAUGGCACACCUUCGUUGCCAGCACCACGAUCUCCCGCCUCAUCGUCGGCUGAAGCAGAGGCGACAGCUCCUAAGUCAAGUCCCUCUUUCAAGCAGCCUAUCCACUCCUCACAUACAUCCCCGACUAUACGGCCUCGACAGCCGCCGCUCCGCACCCCAUCUCCGCAGACUCUCGCGAGGUGGGCCCUCUUGAACCAAGUCGAGCGAGAGGCGAAAGAACGAGGCGGUAGCGGUGCCAAACUUAAUUUCGAGGAAUUCAGCCGGAAGAUGAACGCUGACCGUGGCCGAAGACUCGGGUUCGUCAGUAGCUGGAUUGAGAUGGCAAGCUUUUGA